Messenger RNA from Drosophila eugracilis, 3243 nucleotides. Its product is annotated as RNA cytidine acetyltransferase. The record is from RefSeq and is a predicted model, not a curated record. The transcript has 5 exons. Gene Ontology annotation, cellular component: 90S preribosome; nucleolus. Gene Ontology annotation, biological process: rRNA acetylation involved in maturation of SSU-rRNA. Bases 111 to 3137 code for a protein of 1008 amino acids. NCBI's taxonomy places the organism in Eukaryota, Metazoa, Arthropoda, Insecta, Diptera, Drosophilidae. Gene Ontology annotation, molecular function: ATP binding; tRNA binding; 18S rRNA cytidine N-acetyltransferase activity.
AUCUCUAAGCCGCACACGUGCAUUUAUUUAAACGGUAUUGCCGUUUUCUAUUAUUUACUUCGGAAAAUUGAAGUUUUUAAGUGAAAAGUGCAACAAAAACCUCCGGCAGAAUGGUGAAAAAGAAAAUAGACAACCGGAUACGUGUUAUGAUCGAGAAUGGAGUCAAGCUGGGCCACCGGACCAUGUUCAUCGUGAUUGGUGACAAGGCGCGCGACCAGGUUCCUAUCCUCUACGACAUACUGACCAAGUCGACAGUCAAGGCGCGACCCACAGUUCUCUGGUGCUACAAGAACAAGGAUGAGGCUAUAUCUAAUCAUGGCAAAAAGCGAGCAAAAAAGAUCGCCGUGGGAAAAGUGGAUGUAAACGAGGCGGAUUUGUUUGAUUCCUUCCGAGUGGCUACCACCAUACAUGGCAGAUACUACUCUGAGACACAUGCUGUCCUUGGACGAACCUACGGCGUUUGUGUGUUGCAGGAUUUUGAGGCCCUAACGCCAAAUCUUCUAGCUCGAACUGUUGAAACAGUCGAGGGCGGUGGUUUGAUAAUCCUGCUGCUGAAAACGAUGCAGUCCCUAAAGCAGCUGUACACCAUGAGCAUGGAUGUGCACAAACGUUUUCGCACGGAAGCCCAUCAGACAGUGACCUGCCGGUUUAACGAACGUUUGAUUCUCUCACUAGCUGAUUGUAAGCGUUGUUUAGUAGUCAAUGACGACCUUACAGUGCUGCCCCUCAGCUCCAAAACCAUCAAUGUGGAGCCAGUGAAUCCCGCCGGCGCUGGAAAAUCGCCCAACGAAGAAAGCCUGAAGGAACUUAAGGAAAGCCUAUUAAAUGUACAGCCAGCCGGAGCUCUAGUUAAUCUCUGCAAGACAUAUGAUCAGGCCAAUGCCGUUGCGCAGUUUAUUGAAGCGCUAGUUGAUAAGCAAUUAAAACCGCCCAUGUCUUUGACAGCGGCUCGUGGACGUGGUAAAUCUGCUGCACUAGGUCUUUCGAUAGCCGCCGCUGUGGCCUUUGGCUAUGUGAACGUAUAUGUGACCUCACCGCAUCCGGAAAACUUGAUCACACUAUUUGAAUUUGUCCUUAAGGGCUUCGAUGCCUUGGAAUACCAAGAGCAUGCGGAUUAUACGAUUAUACGUUCCACCAAUGCUGACUACAAAAAAGCCAUUAUAAGGAUAAAUAUUACGAGGAGCAGUAGACAGACCAUUCAAUAUAUAGCUCCCAGUGAUACGCAUCUGCUAAAUGCCGCUGAUCUUCUGUUGAUCGACGAAGCGGCUGCCAUUCCUUUGCCGUUGGUAAAGAAAAUGAUCGGUCCUUAUCUGGUAUUCAUGGCUAGUACGAUCAAUGGAUAUGAGGGCACUGGUAGAUCCCUGAGUUUGAAGCUCAUAUCCCAGUUGCAGAAGGAUAACAAUGCGAGGCCGCCACUUAAACUGGAGGAAUCGAUUCGUUACCAGGAGAAUGAUGAUAUAGAAAAGUGGCUUAUUAAUCUGUUGUGUCUGGAUGCCAGUACAGUGCCAAGUAUUAGCUCAGGAUGUCCAACUCCGGAUGCCUGUGAACUGUACUAUGUCGACAGGGAUGCUUUAUUUUCGUAUCAUAAGGCAGCGGAGGCCUUUUUACAUCGCCUGGUCUCCAUUUAUGUAUCUUCGCACUACAAGAACACCCCCAACGAUCUGCAAAUGAUGAGCGAUGCUCCGGCCCACCAUCUCUUCUGCCUUUUGGGUCCAGUUCAGCGAAUGGAUGCAUUACCAGAGAUUUUGGUUGUUAUUCAAGUGGCUCUAGAGGGUCAGAUUUCUGCCCAGAGCAUCAGCGAUUCGUUGGGCAGGGGUAAGAAGGCGGCUGGCGAUUUGAUACCGUGGAACAUAGCAGAGCAGUAUGGAGAUCGAGAUUUUCCUAAGUUGUGUGGCGUGCGCAUUGUAAGAGUGGCCACACAUCCGAACUAUCAAAGGAUGGGAUAUGGCAAGAGAGCGAUUCAGCUGCUUAAGGAUUACUAUGCGAGGAAGCACACAAAUCUGGAGGAUGGACCAGCUAUCAAUAAGAAUGCUAGCAAAGGUAUCGAGGAGGUAGAGGAGGAGGAACUAAGUCUACUGAAGGAACAGAUCCGUCCACGUAGUCGUAUCCCGACACUCUUGCAGCGCCUUCAUGAAAGGAUCCCAGAGCCUGUGGACUAUAUCGGCACAUCCUACGGUCUCACCUCCGAACUGCUGAAGUUCUGGAAGAGUGCUGGAUUUGUACCUGUGUAUUUGAGCCAGAAAUCCAAUGAAUUAACCGCCGAACAUAGUUGUAUAAUGCUCCACACGCCCACUACUACGCCCUGGUUAGGCUUAUAUUACCAAGAUUUUCGAAGAAGAGUUCUUAAGUUAAUGGGCAAGACGUUCCGGGAGUUCGAGACAAAGCUAUGUUUGGCUCUGCUAAAGAACAAAUCCGUGGAUACGGAAACCAGUGCUCUGAAUGUUUUAGAUAAACCCAUGUUGGAUGUGUUCUUCCUGCCACACGAUCUACAGCGUUUAGAGAGCUAUGCCCGUCAGCAGUCAGAAUUCCGAUUGAUUAUCGAUCUGCUCACAGAUAUUGCCCAGCUGUAUUUCCAGGGCAGGAUUGAGGGCUUGCAGCUUGAUCUUGUACAGCAAGGAAUACUUUUGGCUCUGGGCGUCCAAGGCAAGACAGUAGAUGCUUUAGGGCUGGAGCUCAAUAUGCCGGGAAAUCAAUUGUUAGCAAAAUUCUUUGAUGCCAUGAAACGGUGCAAUCAAUGCUUCCGAACAGUUAUAGAAGAACAUAUUGAAGGUGGAAUGCUAAAGGAAGCGGAUCUGCCUAAGGGCGAGGAACUUCAACCGCUUAGCCUUUCGCUGGACAAGGAAUUAGAUCAAACCGCCCAGAAGCUGAGUAAGCAGCAGCGCAAGGAGCUGAAGCGGCUAAAGGCCGAGCAGCUGGACGAGUUCCAGAUCAAGGGCAGCGAGGAGGACUGGUCAAAGGCGUUGGAGACCAAUGGAACAGGCGGUGGCAGCGGGCUGCUUUCCGUCAAGAGUGGCGUUAAGCGACUAGACGGACCAAUCGAGAUGCCCGAGGAUCGGGAUCUAGCCGCACCACAAUCCAAAAAGAAAAAGAAGAAUAAUCCAAAACUGAAACGCGGUCAGGGCAAGUCCCUGAUCUAGAAACCACAUUUGUUUUUUGGGGGAAAGAAGAAUGUGGAUUUUAAUGCUAUAGAAAAGUACAUAUUUUUGUAAGCUCCGUUAAAAAUAAAGAAACCUAAUAACUGAA